AUGUACCCCUGCUGUGUCGGUCACGAGAUUGUAGGCACAGCCGUCCGUGUCGGAUCUCAGGUCAAGGGAAUUGCCAUUGGUGACCGUGUCGGCGUCGGCGCUCAGAGUGACUCGUGUCAGGGCCGCCAAGGCGAUUGCGAAGAGUGCGCGAUGGGCUCGGAGCAAUACUGCUCUAAGAAGUUCACUGGAACCUACAACAGCACCCACCAGAAUGGUGACAAGUCCUACGGUGGAUAUGGAUUGUACAACCGCGUUCCCGGCCACUUUGCCAUCAAGAUUCCCGAUACCAUUUCCUCUGCCGAGGCCGCUCCGAUGCUGUGCGGCGGCGUUACUCUGUACAGCCCAUUGAAGCACAAUGGCUGUGGACCCGGAAAGCGUGUCGGUAUCAUUGGCGUUGGUGGACUGGGACACUUUGGUGUGCUGUUUGCGAAGGCCAUGGGUGCCGACAAGGUCGUUGCCAUCUCUCGCCGAGCCAACAAGAGCGAGGACUCGCUGAAGAUGGGCGCGGACCUUUACAUUGCUACUGAGGAUGAGCCUGACUGGGCUACUGUGCACGCCCGCUCUCUAGACUUGAUUGUGUCGACUGUGUCGUCUACUAAGAUGCCGAUGACCGAGUACCUGGGACUGCUCCGCACCAACGGAAGCCUGGUUCAGGUCGGUCUGCCUGACGACGGCACUCUGUAUGCUCCUAUCCGCCCCCUGAUGCGCCGCCUCAAGGUGGAGAGUUCCCUGGUCGGUAGCCCGGACGAAAUCCGUGAGAUGUUCCAGUUGGUGGCCGACAAGGGUGUUCACCCGUGGAUCGAGGAGAUCCCCAUGAAGGACGCUAACCGGGCCAUUGUGGACAUGGAGGCUGGCAAGGCGCGCUACCGCUAUGUGCUGGCAAACGAGUAA
Messenger RNA from Penicillium argentinense, 891 nucleotides. Its product is annotated as NAD(P)-dependent alcohol dehydrogenase. The record is from RefSeq and is a predicted model, not a curated record. Bases 1 to 891 code for a protein of 296 amino acids. Gene Ontology annotation, molecular function: alcohol dehydrogenase (NADP+) activity; zinc ion binding. Lineage: Eukaryota; Fungi; Ascomycota; Eurotiomycetes; Eurotiales; Aspergillaceae. Gene Ontology annotation, biological process: alcohol metabolic process. The transcript has 2 exons.